GCAUCAGACAGAGAGGAGAGAGAGCAAGAGAGGGGACGAGGUAGAGACUGCAGGGACAGAUGAAAGGACAGAGAGAAGAAAACAAGGAGUGAUGGUGUGACCAGAGAGAGGGACGAGAGACACUGACUCUGACACUGGAGAGAGAGAGAGAGAGAGAGAUAAGAAGACAGAGGCUUUAACAUUUGUCAUCUGGGCCUGUUUCUGCGUGUGUCUCUGUGAGAUCAGCUGAUUAUAACACACAGUUUGGAGGGCGGAGCCAUGAUGGGCAAGGAUUACAUGUUGGCCAUCAUCAUUGUCAACUAUGAAGACAACAUCUGGACUGACCAGAACCUGCUGCUGGACUCAGACCUUCCCUCUGGCUGGAGAACUAUCAAAGACUCGACAGGAACUUACUACUGGCAUGUUCCUACCGGCACCACCCAGUGGCAACACCCCAGCGUAACCGGGACACCAGAGGCCCCCGAUACACAGAAGGAAGCUGGACAGCAGGACCCCAGUGGACAGACGGACAGUCCCACUGAGGACAGGUCUUCAUGGCAUGAAGAUUAUCUGACCAAUCAUGACCCUGACUCAAAGUGUUUUGCAGUGCGUUCACUGGGCUGGCUGCAGGUGGAGGAGGAGGACCUGUCUCCAGGCCGAAGCAGUCUUGCUGUCAGUAACGUGAUUCAGCAGCUGUCUCACUGCAGCAGCCCCGAGCAGAGAGACAGACAGGGAGCGUGGGGGGAGGGUCAGGAGAUGAUGCUAGUCCUGAAGAAAGACACUCUGACUCUUUUGGACCCUUUAGACCACACCCCCCUCCACUGUCAGCCAAUCAUAAACAUUCGUGUGUGGGGAGUGGGCUGCAACAACGGCAGGGACAGGGACUUUGCCUUCGUGGCGGGAGAUAAAGACAGCUGUAUGCUGAAGUGUCAUGUGUUUCGCUGCAACACUCCGGCUAAAGCCAUCGCUACUGCUCUGCAUGACAUGUGCUCGAAGAUGAUGUCAGAGAAGUCGCUGAUGAGACCGACUCGCUCACUGACCAUGGAGAGUAUAUCACCUGAAGACCUGCCCAGACAAGUUGAGUUUCUGGAGGCAGUGCAGCAGCAGGUCCAGAAGUUUGAGGUUCAGUAUAUUGGUAACCUGCCAGUGUCCAGAGCCAUGGGGAUGGAGGUGUUGAACCGAGCCAUUGAGAGCAUCUUGAACUCCACAGACAGAGAGGACUGGGAACCGACCGUGAUCCACGUCACAGAUAACAUCCUGUCGCUGUGGCGAGGACAGGAUGGGGAGGAGCCGUUCUGGGAGUGUCAGGUGCGCUUCCUUACUUUUCUGGGCGUUGGCCACGACAGCCACACCUUCGCCGUGAUCGUCGACGGCGGCACGCAGCAGUUUGAAUGUCACGUGUUCUGGUGUGAGCCAGAUGCCGGAAUCCUCUCCGAGGCCGUUCAGGCCGCCUGCAUGGUCCAGUAUCAGAAGUGUCUUGUGGCUCAGACUCCUCCGCCGAGGCCCAAGUCGUGGCGUGCAAAUACAUCAAAGGUCAAACGAGCCAACUCCAUGGACAGUGCCACCUUCCCUCCUUUCACGAUGAUGCCGAGGAUAGCCAAGGGUAACGGCAGCACGAGGAAGGGGAUGAUGGCGUUCUUCGAGACCUUUCGCAACAAACAGACCGCCACCUCCUAAUGAUGGAGGCGGGGCCAUCAGAGCCAAACAUCAGCAGAGGCUGGAACUCGAACACUGAACUCAUGGCUCUGAUCGUCCAUGUCCGAUUGCAUCACCAGCAACAGUCGCCUCCUGCUGGUGGGACCUGAAUCGCACCUGUCUGAACUCGUCCUGGAGACGCAGGUUCAUCGCAACCAGAACCAGAACAACCGUCAACAACCACCAGGUGGACAAGUCCUGGAUUCAGGAUCAUGUGAUCGAGAUUUCACUGGAACUGACGAGACAAAAGGACACGUGUCCUAAAAUAUCUGAAAUAUUACUUUAGUCAUAGGAAAAGCCUUAAGUGACACUGGAACUACAUUAAAACCACUGCGUCCACACUGGACAUUGAUGUCAAAGCUAAACAAAGAGCUAUGAUGUUAAUCGAGUGACAUGUUUCCAUGUUUACGUCACAUGUACAGGUUUCCAUGGUUACAGGUGUGAAAAGUACAAUGACAUUUCAAAGUAACGUAAUAUUAUAUGACUAAAGACAAUAAUAAUAAUAAUAAUAAUAAUAAAGAUUAAUGAUGAG
Molecule: messenger RNA, 2206 nt
Organism: Solea senegalensis (Senegalese sole)
Lineage: Eukaryota; Metazoa; Chordata; Actinopteri; Pleuronectiformes; Soleidae
Gene: apbb3
Product: amyloid beta (A4) precursor protein-binding, family B, member 3
Exons: 13
Coding region: 259-1656 (465 amino acids)
Biological process (GO): regulation of DNA-templated transcription
Cellular component (GO): nucleus; cytoplasm
Molecular function (GO): transcription factor binding; amyloid-beta binding
Source: RefSeq, a predicted model, not a curated record